Molecule: messenger RNA, 1543 nt
Organism: Culex quinquefasciatus (southern house mosquito)
Lineage: Eukaryota; Metazoa; Arthropoda; Insecta; Diptera; Culicidae
Product: facilitated trehalose transporter Tret1-2 homolog
Biological process (GO): carbohydrate transport; transmembrane transport
Cellular component (GO): membrane
Molecular function (GO): sugar transmembrane transporter activity
Source: RefSeq, a predicted model, not a curated record
AGUUUAUAGUAGAACCAGUAGCAGGUAGAAUGCAUCGCUCCAAAGCAACGUUUCGUGAAUUUUUGGUGGCCGCAGUCGCGAAUAUCUCGGCGAUCUGCGUCGGGCUCACUGUCGGUUGGCCGUCCCCUAUGUUUCAGAAGCUGACGGAUCAGGGUUUGUCGGAUAAUCCGAUCGGUUACCCGAUCGUCGAAAGCGAACAGUCCUGGAUCAACUCGGUGCUGGCGGUGGGGAUUUUUGGGCCAUUCGCGGCCGGCUUUUUGGCAGAUUGGAAAGGUCGUAAGCUGGCCCUUUGGUUGUCGGGAGUUAUUCACAUUGUCGGAUGGAUUAUGUUGCUCCAGUCGACCUCGGUGCCGGUGAUGAUCGCGGCUAGAUUUGUGCAGGGAUUCGCCGGCGGUUGCAUUCUGAACGGAUUAACCAUGUACAUUGGAGAGAUUGCCAGCGAUGAGUACCGCGGGAUUCUCGGGUCUUUUCUGCAGAUUGGGCAAACCAUUGGUACGCUGUACGUCUACUUGAUCGGUCCAUAUGUUAGCUACAUCUCCUUCCAGUGGAUCUGCUGCGCAGUUCCACUCUUGUUUACCAUUCUGUUCUUCUACAUGCCGGAAACGCCACACUUUUUCAUAUCGAAAGGUCUCUACCAGCAAGCUGCAAACUCGCUUAUGUAUCUACGAGACGCAUCCUUAGAGGAAAUUCAAGGUGAUCUGCAACUUACCAAAGAUUACGUUCUGCAAGAAGAAUCGGUACAAAAGUCGAACGCCUUCCGCAGUCUUUUCACCAAUCGAGCAAACCUGCGGGCGCUGAUGAUAAGCUUCUGCUUGAUUUCUCUCCAGCAAUGGUCCGGAAUCGACUGUAUCCAAUCAAACAGUGAGCUAAUCUUCGAAAAGGCUGAAAUAGCACUGCCCAGCGAAGUUUGCACAAUCAUAAUGGGAGCGGUUCAGGUCGUGUUUGUGUGUUGUGUCAUAUUCUUCGUAGAUCAUUCCGGACGAAGGCCAGUUCUCAUGGCUUCUACACUGGGUCUUUCCGUAGUGUUGGCGCUACUUGGUGCAUACUUUCUGAUGGAUUCACUGGAUGUUCCAUCGCAGAGUAUUAGCUGGAUUCCACUGACCGGAAUGAUUGGCUUCAUCUCCAUCUACAACGUUGGCUUUGGACCUGUACCGUGGGCUAUCGCAGCGGAAAUCUUCGCACACGAUGUUAAAGCACUAGGAAGCAUGAUCAUCGUCUCCAGUUCAUGGGUUCUAGACUUUUUGGCACUUCGCUUCUUCUUGUUGAUCAGUGAAUCCUAUGGUUUCGAGUGGGCUUUCUGGAUCUUUGGGCUGGUCUGUGCCGGAGCGUUCCUGUUUACGUUGUUGUGCGUAAUCGAAACCAAAGGUCUUAGUCUGCAGGAGAUUCAGAACCGACUGGGCGGUGGGGGAAAGAAGGUGGAGGAGGAGUAGGACAUUGCGGACAAGCAAUAUUUAUUGCCAUAACAGAGAAAAAUGUCUCAAGCCAACCCUUGAUUUCUUAGCACAUUGCGGUCAAUUUUCUCUGAAUCAGCUAUAUAAUGCGG